GAGAGAGAGCCACAUAAAUAUUAUCCCCAUAAUAUCAAAUAUUAGACAGAGACCAUAAUGGCAUUAUCCUUGUCUUCCACAACUGCAAUUACAUGCUCCAAGCUCCGUGACAAUUCAAGCCUUCAAUUCAACACCUCAAACACCUACAGACGAAGUCCAAAUGCAGUGAGCGUCAAAUGUGCAUCGACAGAGCCACCGGCAGCAGGGGCCGGAUCGGCGGGGAGGAAAUCCAAGCUUGAGAUAGGCUCUCCUAUCAUCGUAGUUGAGGCUCCAAGAAUGAUAAAAACCGCGGCAUCGGUUCCAUGCCUCAGGGUCAACUCCGGCUUGGUCAAACCCGGUGAUGUUGGAAGAAUUGUGUCAAGAAAGCCUAAGGAUGUGUGGGCAGUACGGCUUUCAAUUGGCACUUAUCUCAUUGAUGGCAAAUACUUCAAGCCCUUAGAGAUUGACUCAUAGAUGUUGUAUUUUUACCUACUCAGUUCAUAGUGCCACAAAUCUCUGUUUUAAUUCCUUUUCCGUAAUGUUAAAGGAAAACCCUCUGAGGCUCUUCCUAGUACGCCGAAAAAGAAGAAGGAAUAUUUACUAUUCUUCAUGUCCUAAAUGUUCUUCCCUACCUCGUGCCUUUAGCAGUUAUAUUUGAUAACUUUGCAACAGGGUGUAUACCAGUCUUAUUUAAUACAAGUUGUUUGCCCUUCAAUUUUAGUCAA
This is a messenger RNA of Prunus mume (Japanese apricot), 704 nucleotides long. RefSeq names its product protein CHLORORESPIRATORY REDUCTION 42, chloroplastic. NCBI's taxonomy places the organism in Eukaryota, Viridiplantae, Streptophyta, Magnoliopsida, Rosales, Rosaceae. Gene Ontology annotation, biological process: NADH dehydrogenase complex (plastoquinone) assembly. The record is from RefSeq and is a predicted model, not a curated record.